Messenger RNA from Acaulospora morrowiae, 250 nucleotides. Lineage: Eukaryota; Fungi; Glomeromycota; Glomeromycetes; Diversisporales; Acaulosporaceae. The record is from the annotation of a GenBank genome assembly.
AUGUUCGAGUGCCUUAGAAACGGAAUUUUCAGUACAGGCGUAUGUUUCUGGUAGUGUCGAUGAUGGAUUGCAAUUUAUUGAAAAAGAAAAAAGUGACGUGUAUUAUGCUUUUACUACCAAACCGUCGGGGUUCCUUAGUCAUAAAAGCAGGGAUGUAUAUGUUACUGAAGAUGCUCCUUUUCCACCCAUCAUUCCUGCGUUAUAUUCACUUUAUCAUGAUUUCGUGAAAGACCUUAAGAAGGCUACUUAA